GAGCAUCCUUAAUAGCCUAAUUAUUAUCAACUUCGCCAAAUUUUAAAAGUUUAACAUAAACGCUACAGUAUUUGUUAGCUGCUCUUCAGAUUUGAUGAGGAACUGUACCAAAUCGAAAGAGUAUUUUAUUAUUUUUUACACUACCCGCUCUCUCCCUUUUUCCUCAUUUUCUCGUUUUCUCCCAACAAACAAUACUUUUCUCUUUCUUUCUCCCAAUCGAACUGUUCGGAUUCGCCCUUCUUCUUCAGCGGUUGCCGUGAAUCAAGUCCAGUGGUCGCCUUCUCCAGCAGACGCCGUCGUCUCCGAGCUGUCCAAAGUCGAGUUGCUCAGCAUCACUUCUGAUACCCGAUUCACACCGAAGGCUCCACGAAUCUGCCAGUACAGAUUGAGAAGGCGAAGGUGUUGUACAAAGAGUUGGUAGGGACCAAUUUCACAAUGGAGCACUGUUGGUGUCUUGAGACACCAACCAAAAUGGCAGCAACACAUCUCCACCCUUGGUAAGAAGAGAAGAUCACCUGAAAAAGUGUCCAAUAUUAUUGAUAUUGACCAAGCUGAGGAGGACAUAGAGGUUUUUGUUGAGAGACCUCCAGGCAAAAAAACUGAGAAAGAAAGGGAGAGGAAGCGGAAGUCCAUGGAAGGCAAUGAUGGUGAGAUCAAGACUGCAUUGGCUAAAAUGACCGAGGAUCGAGCGACGACCAUGGAAGAGCGUAGAUCUGCGAACCUGAAGGCAUCCCUAGAAAGAUCAGCAAAAUUUGAAUUAAAAAAAAGGAAAUUCGAGGCAAAGAUGAUGUUGCUAGAUCUCAGUGGCCUGAAUGCCAUGCAACAAGAAUACUUUAGCUAUAUUCAACGGAAAAUUUUUGAGGAAUGGAGGAAGGAUAUCGAGGGGACAUCUACAUCUCCUUCGACACCUUAUGAAUUUUUCUAACUCUAAUGUUGGUAGUAAUGAUGUAAUUUUGAAUAUUUAGUGGCUGCCCAGCCACAUGUGGGCUGGAUAAACAUGUGGCUGGGUAGCAACUAAAUUAAUGGACUAUUUUAGAUAAAUUAGUGGAUUGUAGUAAUUAUUUUUGUGGACUGUUAGUUUGUAUAUUUAUU
Carya illinoinensis is the source of this 1092-nucleotide messenger RNA. RefSeq lists its product as uncharacterized. The record is from RefSeq and is a predicted model, not a curated record. Lineage: Eukaryota; Viridiplantae; Streptophyta; Magnoliopsida; Fagales; Juglandaceae. The coding region runs from base 95 to 421 and encodes 108 amino acids. The transcript has 3 exons.